AUGGGCCACACAAUUCACGGCAAAAAGGUCGGCAACAUCGGCUUCGGUCUGAUGGGCCUGACAUGGCGUCCCGACAGGCUCCCGGAGGAGCAGAGCUUCGCCACUAUCAAAAUCGCCCUCGAGAGCGGCUGCAACUACAUAAACGGCGGCGAGUUCUACGGCCCGCAGGACAACAACUCACUUACACUCCUGAAUAAGUACUACGAAAGGUAUCCCGAGGACCAAGACAGGAUUGUGCUUAACAUCAAGGGAUGCGCCGACUUGACCACCCUGAUUCCGGACGGCUCGCCUGCGGGGGUCAAGAGGAGUGUCGAGAACUCGGUCCGCCUGAUUGGCGGCAAGGGCCGGAUCGACCAGUUCGAGCCCGCCCGGAAGGACCCCAACACCGAGAUUGAAGUCACCGUGGCCGCCUUGCAGGAGCAGGUCGAGGCGGGCAACAUUGGCGGCAUCACGCUUAGCGAGGUCAGCGCCGCCACCAUCCGUCGGGCAGCCGGGGUGGCCAAGAUCGAAGCCGUAGAAGUUGAGAUGUCGCUGUGGGCAACUGACCCGCUCGAAAACGGCAUCGCGCAGGCUUGUGCCGAACUCGACAUACCCAUCCUCGCAUACUCCCCCCUCGGCCGCGGGAUACUCACCGGCCAGAUCAAGUCCUUCGAUGAUCUCCCCGAAGGUGACUUCCGCCGACACCUCCCUCGGUUCCAGCCCGAUGUGUUCGAGGGCAACUUUCGCAUGGUCAAGGAGGUGGAGAAGCUGGCGGCCAAGAAAGGCUGCACGCCGGGCCAGGUAGCCAUCGGAUGGCUUCUCGCCCUGUCGCGGCGACCCGGCAUGCCCAGGAUCAUUCCCAUCCCCGGUGCGUCAAAGCCCGAGCGGGUGAGAGAGAACUCGGUCGAGAUUGAGUUGAGCGAUGAGGACAUGGUCGAGCUGGAGAGAAUCGUGAAGGAGUUUUCGCCGGUGGGCACCAGGUACCCUGAGCACCUGAUGAAGCAUAUCGACACGAGCACUGCGUAA
This is a messenger RNA of Parathielavia appendiculata, 1005 nucleotides long. RefSeq names its product Aldo/keto reductase. NCBI's taxonomy places the organism in Eukaryota, Fungi, Ascomycota, Sordariomycetes, Sordariales, Chaetomiaceae. The transcript has 3 exons. The record is from RefSeq and is a predicted model, not a curated record. Gene Ontology annotation, cellular component: cytoplasm. The coding region runs from base 1 to 1005 and encodes 334 amino acids.